Molecule: messenger RNA, 4578 nt
Organism: Physcomitrium patens
Lineage: Eukaryota; Viridiplantae; Streptophyta; Bryopsida; Funariales; Funariaceae
Source: RefSeq, a predicted model, not a curated record
GAGCGAUGGAAUCGAGAUCAGUUGAAAUCCAAAAUCUCGAAUAGAGUUGUGUUAAUCACGGGUGCGGAUCAACAAUUGCCAUGGAAGUGAUCACGGAGGAUUGGGUGCAAGUCUCAGUUCAAAGCGUCGACAAUGGCAUGCUGAUUUUUCCAGGAGCUUGGUUUUGCCGCACUGCUGGGUUGCGUUGUGGGAGCCUAAAGUGUUGCCAGAUUUAGCGCAGGAGAUUCGAGGUUCGAGCCAGGAAGCAAUUUCGGGGUAUUACAUUCAAGAGGGGGCAGCACCAGUGCGCGGGGGGCAGCAUGGAGUGAUCACAUUUUCAGUAAUGAAAGGACGUUGAUGGGAUCCAACGAAUUGGCUCCGCAAAUGGAUUAUUCAUCGGACGUUGGCGGCAACGAACAUGACUCGAGGAGGUGGAAGAUUGGUUGAUGGAGAGAUAGCGGGGGAGUUGGGUCGCAGGAUUUAGGAAUGGAGGAGGUCCCGCCACUACAUGAGAGCUGUAAUGGGUAGCUCGAGCAGUUGCUAAUAUUAUGACACAGCAGCUAAAGAAAUACUAUAAGCGAGACGAAUGCCUUGUGCAACGCAGGAAAAAGGAAUGGCUGCAGCGCGGAAAUCUCCUGCUCGGCGGUUUGGCUGCUCGGCGUUGGAAUACCGUGUUCGGGCGAGGAACCGGGGCCAGCCUCAUCACGACAAUGGGUUGCCAGGCUACUGAGAUCCUGGAUAGUCCCCUGUCCUGCUGGUCUUAACUGCCUUGUCUUUUUUUCCUUUUCGCCAACCUCUGGGCGACAGUCCGCUUUUGUCCAUCUGACGCUCUCAGGUGCACAAGCGCGACACCCAUUUCGGCCUGCUGGUGGGGAUCAGGCAGUGCGUCGCGUUGUGUUGCACCUCUGUGUCUCCUGGAUUGGGUUGAAGUCCUCGCUGACGCAGGAAUGGGAAUGGUGCCAGUCGGUAGUGAAAGAGGCUGCUACAUUGCGUAGGUUGUGAGGCGGUGACGUUUUUUCGAAGCUGGUUUGUGAGCUAGCAAGAGAGAAGGCUGUGCUGCGUGAAGUUGGGGUUUGUUUAUAUCGUGCAGGCUCCUUUGGAUUGAUCGUCGACAGUGGGAGUGCAUUUUGAAGGGACUUCUUAGGUCGAUGCGCGGGAUUGCAGGUAGCGUGCCUAGACUCCUGCGAGUAUUGUAGCGGCAGAACGGGGCGUCGGGAUCAGGAAUCACCACCAGGCUUGGUUUUCGGUUUCGGUCGGUCCUGAAUGUGGACUUCUCACUUUUCCACACUGGCGACAUCAAGCACAGGUCAUGAGCCAAAGAACAAAAUGGAUUUGAUACGGUUUCAUUUGCGUUGAGUGCAUCGUGGUUUUUGGGCAGAAAAUGCUUCAUUAUCGUCUCCGUCAAGGAGAUUAAGGUUAAGAGCACUGGAUUACUCUACGCCUGAGAGGUCGCCAGAAUUCUGCUCCAAAUUUUGCAGGGGCUUGCGAUUACUGGCCAAGAUGAUGACAACGGCAGGUGCGGAUCCGGAUCGAGGCCUCCUGAUUCCUCGUUCCGAACUCUCUGACUCUUCUGAUAUUGUGGGCACCCCUGGAGUAGUACCCUUCGUAUGGGAAGUAGAGCCAGGCCGUCCGAAAGGGCCUGGUCAGUACAUGUUUGAUUCAACACUUACUAGAGAAAUCGAAAGGCGAGAGUCUCUACUGGAGGGCACCUCAAACUGGCCCCGCGAAAUCCUGGAAUACGCUGAUGAUCCAGACACGUCCGCUUCCUCUCUCAAAUCGUCUGGAAGCAGCCCUGAUGACCAUGCUAUGAAACUGAACCUUCGCGCUAGCCUCAUGGGCGUUCACAUCCUCGAUGAUGAAACGGAGAUGUUUUUUAGCAGGCAAGUCAGCAACGCAAGUACUCAUAAUUUCCAGGCCGGUGGCGCUGUGCCAUUCAUGUGGGAGGUAGAACCAGGUCGGCCAGCGGAGGCGGUUACUCGAGAUCCAAGUAUUAGACCUCUUACUCCCCCUCCUGGAAGCAGACCUGUCAGUGGGAUUCUAUAUCCUGGUCAGUUUGGAAAUAAACCCAGCAGCGGGCUUCUGUAUCACGGACAACAAAGUGCCAAGACUGGAAGCAGGCCCAGUAGCACUGCACACUACUCUGGACAGAUCGACCUUGGUCCUGAUUCUCAGUUUGGUGGCGGGGGAAUGCAUUUCUCUGAAAAACUCUUUAAGAAGUUAGUGAGGCAAUCAAGGGCUGCACCGUACACGAAUUCAACCUCUCCAUACGGUGGAUUCGGAAGAUCAACGUCAAAAAAGAGGGGUGAAAGUUCUACUGAGGCUUUGGAUCGUCACUUUGGUGUUUACAGUCCCGACAUGAGAUACGAGGACCAUGAUUCUGUGUCUCCCACGAGUACACUCGACCACCACGAAUCCGAAGCUUCCCCUUCAUCGCAGUCAGAAAGGCUGUACCCCUCUCGGAAUCCUAAGCUCACGAGGUAUGUAGAUAACAGUACCCCGAAGGCCCGAACCUCUUCCCAGGAUACAAGUAGCAUUCCUGUGGGUCGACCUUCCUCCCAGCUCGCCCAGUGCUUGAUGUCGCUCACGGCCAUGGCUGAUGACACAACUGAUGACGAUGACAUUAUAUUUGAGCAGCCUAGCACGACUGCUCCUUUGUGGCAGCCAGUGGUGCAAGUAUCGGAGCCACAAGUAGACUGGCCUAUCGUGCAGUAUCAAGGACCGCCUACAAAGCCCUCACAUAGACAUCCGAAGAGCAGCACAACCUCCCCCAAAAGCGGUAGGACUAUUGAAAGGUGGUCCUCGAACAGUAGUUCGUGGAACCUCUCAUUGGUUUCGAAACCCAAAGCAACCGUCACAAAGGUUGUCAUAUCUGGCGGGAAGAAAUCAAGGUCUAAGAGGCAUUCUUCCGGUGUAACGAAUGGUGUGACACUACGAGAAAUCCACACCGGAGCUAGCUUGUCUACUGUACUAACAUACGAUCGUAGCAAAGAUGCACAUGGGAGGCACAAGUGGGAGAAGGACUCGCCGUCUUGUUCGUUGCCUAGUUCAGAUGAACUCGGCUUUGAGGCUUACGAUCGGCCUGGAGAGCAGAUGGUUCAUCAGAUGGAUGAAGAGGAUUUCCCGUUUUCACCGAUCGCAUCUUCUUUUGUUUUUGGCGAACAUAAUAGCUCUGUGGAAUUUUCACAACGAGGCGGCCGAAACGGGAUCCCGAGAGCUGUUGGUCCUAUUGUCCGAGAAUUCUCGUCUUCCAACUUCGAGCUGCACGAGCUACAUGAAUGUAUGUCCGUUGCAAGUGGCGAUUCUCACACCUACUCCUUGGAAAGCGGCUUCUUACAGCCAGAGCAAGAUUGGAUCCCCACGAAAAGUUUUCAUUAUAUCAAAAGCUCGAACCUUGAGAUUGUGGAAGUAGGGUCUUCAAGACUUAAUGGCUACAUUGAAAUUAAUCACUCCGGAAGAUUUAGCAUCGACCUUCACACGGGACCGAGGCUGGAGCGUCAUUUGAGCUCGGGAUUCGACAUCGAAAAGACUCCUGACGUCUUGCUCAGGAUCGUGGAAGAGGCCCAUAGCCUGAGCCAGCGAAAGCGAGCGAAAGACAAAUAUGGAUGUUUCUUUCACUGCACAUGCCUGCCGGUUCGUAAAAAAGGAUUUCUAGGAAGAUGCUUGACAUCAAAUCAAGCACCUGGGCUUGCUGUUGGUAACAACUUUGAGUCACGACUAAGAUCUCGUUCCUUGGGUUCGUUGAACACGAAGAAUCACACAGGCCCCUUCCAAUUCUGACCUGAAUGGCUCUAUCUUAGCGUUGUGGACAGAUGAGGCAAUCGAAAUGGAAGCAGGCAAACUUGCACAAUCGCUUUGGUGCGGUGAAGUAACAUUGGGUUUUUCACGUACGAUUAUUCAUGCGCAUGGUCACCUCUAUGCAUCUCUCGGAGACAGAAUACUUGGGUUUGCUUUUUGCAUCCUUUGGACUUCUCUAAUGGCCUUGAGAAUGUGCUUCUCAUUGAUACUAAAGACCCUGCCAAAUGCAAGCGUAUACCAGAAUUGGAUGAACUACUGCCCAAUCGGAAUGCCAUCGAUAGAUAGAGACUCUCAGUUGGUUAGGUUAAUUUUGUACAUUAGUGCCCUCGGCGGUUUCUCAGUUGCCGAUUCCAACAUUUGUUACAUUUAGGUGUCCAUUUCAUAGAGGCUUUCAGGUUUUAAUCCAUUAUUUCAGGGUUGUCAAUUGUCCCUUGAGCCGUUCCUAUUUAGUUUGUCACCAGGGACCGGCUUGCUUACAUUUCAUCAUUUAACUGGUAGGCUAUUUUUUUUACGCUUCUCGACUUUGUAUUGUCCAUACCGACACCGCUGAUCUUCGUCAGUAGUUAGAAAGCUCCCAAAUUGAUAGGCUCAUCACUCGCACUCUGCUUUUCAGUGCGAUACUCAGGGUUGAAGCUCUUACCAGCACUAGCGAGUUACAGCAACAAGUUUCUGUCAUUUCUUAAUCUUCAAAACUUGCACAAUAGAUUAGUUGAACUCGUGCAACUCGUGCUGUUGUCACGGAAAAUUGAAUCUUGUGUAUGUUGUAAGCUAUCUGACUAUUCAUUAUUGUUUCAAACUGACUAA